AUGGCUCAAAUUCCCAUUUCACGCACAUCUCGCCUGCUGAAAUGUUAUGGUGCGGAGGUCCAUCAGCUAAACAAGGCUCGCAAAGAGCUUAGAGAAGCGAGGAACAAAAUGGAGAUCUGUAACGCAAAACUAAACAAGGUGCGUAAAGAGCAUAGACAAGCGAGGAACAAGAUGGAGAUCUGUGAUGCAAAAGUUUGGGAGAUUGGUGAAGAACUUCAAGCAAUAGAGCUAAACAAGGCUCGUAAAGAGCUUAGAGAAGCGUGGAACAAGAUGGAGAUCUGUGAUGCAAAAGUUUGGGAGAUUGGUGAAGAAUUUCAGGCAAUAGAGCUAAACAAGGCUUGUGAAGAGAUUAGAGAUGCGAGGAACAAGAUGGAGAUCCGUGAUGCAAAAGUUUGGGAGAUCGGUGAAGACCUAAAGGAAAUAGAGGUCAUUUCCAUUGGCACCGAAAAAGAGAUGAAAUUCUCAAAAAUAAGAAGCAUUCAUAAGGAAGAUAAAAAUUCUGCGAUGUCGCCCAAAGAUCAAGAAUUUGAUGAUCAAAUUGGCAAAUGA
Molecule: messenger RNA, 549 nt
Organism: Ilex paraguariensis (yerba mate)
Lineage: Eukaryota; Viridiplantae; Streptophyta; Magnoliopsida; Aquifoliales; Aquifoliaceae
Source: the annotation of a GenBank genome assembly